AUGUGUAAGAACAGAGGAAUUGGUUAUAAGAAUCAAUUACCAUGGAGAUUUAAAAAAGAGAUGGCAUAUUUUUCCCAAAUUACCAGCAGGACAAAAGAUCCAGAAAAGAUGAACGCUGUGAUAAUGGGAAGGAAAACCUUUGAAAGUAUUCCAAAGAAAUUCUUUCCACUUCCAAAGAGGAUUAAUAUUGUACUAAGCAGAACUAUGAAAGAAGCACCUGAAGGUAGCUAUUUGGCCCAAAACCUGAAAGAGGCCAUUGACCUCACUUCUGUUGACCACUUGAAAGAAAAAGUUGAGAAAUUGUUUAUCAUUGGCGGAUAUACAGCUUAUCAGGAAGCAAUUGAAUCUGACUAUCCCUGUCGGAUUUAUUUAACCAAGAUCCAGUCUGACUUUGAAUGUGAUACAUUCUUCCCUGAAUUCACAGAGGAAGAAUUUCCAGAACUUAUUGGGUUGGCUGAUGUGCCCACUUCUCUCUCAGUUCUCUCUCUCUCUCUCUCAGUUCUCUCUCUCUCUCUCUCUCAGUUCUCUCUCUCUCUCUCUCUCUCUCUCUCUCUCUCUCUCUCUCUCAGUUCUCUCUCUCUCUCUCAGUUCUCUCUCUCUCUCUCAGUUCUCUCUCUCUCUCUCAGUUCUCUCUCUCUCAGUUCUCUCUCUCUCUCAGUUCUCUCUCUCUCUAAGUUCUCUCUCUCUCUAAGUUCUCUCUCUCUCUAA
Messenger RNA from Acanthosepion pharaonis, 708 nucleotides. NCBI's taxonomy places the organism in Eukaryota, Metazoa, Mollusca, Cephalopoda, Sepiida, Sepiidae. The record is from the annotation of a GenBank genome assembly.